Molecule: messenger RNA, 1708 nt
Organism: Micromonas commoda
Lineage: Eukaryota; Viridiplantae; Chlorophyta; Mamiellophyceae; Mamiellales; Mamiellaceae
Exons: 4
Coding region: 1-1509 (502 amino acids)
Molecular function (GO): protein binding
Source: RefSeq, a predicted model, not a curated record
AUGGGAGUCACCACCAGGGGAGGCGCGCGCGCGUGUGUCGUCGGCACGGGCUCGACGGCCGCGCGCGCGCACGUCCCGCCGGCGCGCGGGACCCGUGGGGUGGUGAGGGCAGAGCCUGGGAGAAGGCAGAGCCGGGGACUCGCAGCAGCAGCGGAAGGGGCGGUCGCGACGGGCGCGGCGGCUCCGGUCCGCGGCCGGGGCGCUAAGCGGAGCGCGCCGGCGGCUCCCGACGCUCUCGAAGGCGCGAGUACCGCCCGCCGGCGCGCGGGCGAGGCCGUCACCGACGUCGCGUCCCUUCCGGUGCGCGCAACCGACAGCUCGCGCAACGAACCGGCCAUUCAUUUCGCCGUCCCGCUCCGCUCUUUUUGUUCCUGCUCUGACGACGUGCUGGAGGUGGUCUUCGGUCACCUCGCGCGCGACGCGUCACCGGCGCAGUAUUUCGACGCAAUGCUCACGUCCAAGCGCUUCCGAGACGCGGGAAUGAGCAAGCGCGCGCUCUCGAACGUCGGCGAGAAGGUCCUGUCGAGGGCGACCGCCGAGAACUGGAACGAGGGCGCGUCCGCCUUUGCCGAAGCCGCGGUGGACGCCGGCAGCGUCUUCGCCGCCUUUCUCGUGGGCAGCGUCGACUUUUACUGCCGCGACGCGGUCGGCGAGACGACCGAGCUCGCGGCCGCUCGGCGCACCCGCGGCGCGUCGCUCCUCGCGCGCGCCGCCGUCGCCGGGUCCUCCGACGCGCACCACACCCUCGCCAUCAUGCACUUCAACGGCUCCGGCGGCAAGCGCAAGGACAAGGACCCGGAGACGGGCGCGGCGUUCUGCGCGCGGGGGAACAUCCUCUUUGGCUCGGCGGAUGCCAAGCGCGAGCUCGGGCACUGCCUCCAGGACGGCUUCGGCGUGGAGCAGGACGUUCCGUUGGGACGCAAACUCCUCGCCGAGGCUGCCGCCGCCGACGUCGCCACCCCCGCGAUGGACGCGGCGGUGGUCGCCGCGACGGUCGCCGCCGCGGCGGCGGAGGAGAGGCUUCGCAAGCGCAACGACAUCAACACGCUCAACGCCGCCGUCGCCGCCGCCGCGGAGGUGUCCGCCGCGGCUAAGCACGCCGCGGAGCAGCACCUCACCGCGCCGCCCGUCGCCCGGUUCCUCCUGGACUGGUACGACCCGAACGUGUGCGGCAACGUGUUGCAGCCCGGGACGCACGCGUGUUCGCACCCGCUGUGCGGCAGGGUGGAGACUCGUCGACACGAGUUUCGGCGAUGCUCGUGCUGCGGUCGAACGCGGUACUGCUCGCGGUCGUGCCAGAGCCUCGACUGGCGUUUGCAGCACAAGUUCGCGUGCCUGCCGCUGCUGGAGCUGUACGGGUGGAUCGAGAGCGACACCGAGUCGCAGGACACCACGGCUGGGGCGCUCGGCGUCCACGGCGGCGACGACGAAGCUUCGCAGCUCGCGUCGGGCGCGAGCUCGAACAACCUCGUCGCGAUGCCCGCCGACGACGCCGCCGCGGCUCGAUGAAUGACGGGGACGCGACGCGAAAUAUGCGCGCGACGCGAGGGUAAACGAGGGGAACGCUCGCAGACGAGGAGGUUUGGAACAGAAAGAGGGUCUACUAACCGCUCUUCUAUUAAGUGCUUCGUAUUAGACAGAACAGCAGGCGCCGAAAAAGGGACGCGUCUGCCGGCAGGAUUGGGAACAACACAUAUUACGACAAAAA